CUUCGUAAACCCCGUCUUUGUUGUUGCACUGACCGGCAAUGGAAUCCGAGACUCUCCAACGACGCCGUUCGAGCAGUGCCAGCCCCAACAACGCGCCUAUCAGAGAGAAGAGGCAGAAACGCAGCGAGGUACUCGCCAAGAAGAAAGCCGUCGAAGAACUCAUCAAAGCCGCACGUGCCGAAAAGGACCAUCUUGCUACUUUUCCCGCGUUUCGCCGUUUCCACUUAAACGGUCUCUCUGUGUGCUUGAAGUCAGGACAUGGCAAUAAACUUUCCUCACCUAUUAAGCAUUAUAUUCAGAGUCUCCUUAAGCUAAACAUGGAAGGACCGUAUGGAUCUGAGUGGACAGAGGAAGAAAAGGUGAAGCGCAGAGAAAUGGUUGCUCCUGAAGCACAUUAUGUAUUUGUGCAUGAGGUUGCCAAUUCAAAUGCUGAUGAGAUGACAAUGAUGUUGACUGCAGCAGAGACUUCAACUUGUUGUCUAGAAGAUAGUGGCCCAUUGGUUGGAUUUGUACAGUACCGCUUUAUUUUGGAAGAAGAGAUACCAGUGCUUUAUGUGUAUGAAUUACAGCUUGAGCCUUGUGUUCAGGGGAAGGGACUGGGGAAGUUUCUAAUGCAACUUGUUGAGCUUAUGGCGCAAAAGAACUGUAUGGGUGCUGUCAUGCUGACUGUUCAAAAAGCAAACACAUUAGCUAUGGAUUUCUAUACAAGUAAGCUGAGAUAUAUCAUAUCGGCUAUGUCACCUUCAAAAGUCAAUCCAAUGGUAUACAGAAUUUUUUUUUUUCCUUUUUCAUGUUAUCAUAUGAAAAUGUUCUGCUAUUUUUUUUUCUUAAAUGCAGAUGGACAAGAGUUAUGAAAUUCUUUGUAAAACAUUCAAUGAUGAAGCUAAAACCAUUUUGGAGAUGCCAGCUGCUUGAGAUAAAGUGGGUCUGACUCAUCCUUGCUCAAAUGUUAUAUAACACGAGGUUGUUGGAAGUGGAACACAAGUAUUUUUCAUGCAAAGUUCGUCUGAAAUUAAGCCAAGAUGAGGGGGCAUGUGCUGACAAGAAUUAUAUUGGUAAAUAAAAGACAAAUGGUGCAUGAUAGGAUUGCGUUCUAUGUUUUAGGAAAAAAAUGAUUCUUUAGGAUAAUGUUAUUUUAUUUUUAGCUUUUCUUAGUAUUGUGUUUUAUGAGGAAGAUUGUAUAUUGGAAAUGUAACAACUGAAUCCAUUCGUCACGAAUAUCAAAAACACUUUGCUUC
This is a messenger RNA of Cajanus cajan (pigeon pea), 1238 nucleotides long. Its product is annotated as Acyl-CoA N-acyltransferases (NAT) superfamily protein. The record is from RefSeq and is a predicted model, not a curated record. Gene Ontology annotation, cellular component: nucleus. NCBI's taxonomy places the organism in Eukaryota, Viridiplantae, Streptophyta, Magnoliopsida, Fabales, Fabaceae. Gene Ontology annotation, molecular function: histone H2A acetyltransferase activity; protein N-terminal-serine acetyltransferase activity; histone H4 acetyltransferase activity.